This is a messenger RNA of Dacryopinax primogenitus, 870 nucleotides long. RefSeq names its product S15/NS1 RNA-binding domain-containing protein. The transcript is spliced from 3 exons. Gene Ontology annotation, molecular function: structural constituent of ribosome. Gene Ontology annotation, biological process: translation. Gene Ontology annotation, cellular component: ribosome. Lineage: Eukaryota; Fungi; Basidiomycota; Dacrymycetes; Dacrymycetales; Dacrymycetaceae. The coding region runs from base 1 to 870 and encodes 289 amino acids. The record is from RefSeq and is a predicted model, not a curated record.
AUGUUCAGAAUUCUAAACCGUGCUUGUUCACGAGCUACAAGCAGCACCACAUGCUCCCUUACGCCGUUCUUCCCAUCACUGAGCGCAUCCUUCCACACCACCCGACCCGCACUCGACAGCGGGCGAAAAGAGCGUGCCCGAAUCAAACGCAAGCGGAAUAUCGAGUUCCACACCCGGCGAGACGCAUUUGAGGAGCAGACAGCGCCUCAUCCCGUGCUGGGGCUGCCGAAUACUCCUCAGGGAGAAGCGGACUGGCUCGGGUGCGACCUAGCCAGGAUAUUGGUGGAUGAGAAGGCGGUACAGGACGCUCCUAUUUUAUCUCUGAACGAGGUGGAGAUCAAUCUUCCAGAACUGUACCAGCACGGUCUGGGCGAAGGGGACGAACGAGUGCUAUUCGAGAGCUUGCCUACGCUAGCAUCCACCACAGGCCUCGUCUUCGAUGACAAGAGAUCUGAACAACGGCUGAUGGACGAGCUGCAAGAUAAUACGUUGAUCAGUCGGCUGCAGGCGAACUACUUGAGCAGGAUCCUCGAUCUGAGGAACGCGAACGCGCAGGGGAUCGCGUUCGAGAAUCGGAGGAGGUGUAUCAAAGUGUUCGGGGAGACAGAGUCGGACUCUGGUAGGCCGGAAGUCCAAGCGGCCAUCCUCACGGCUCAGAUCCGCAACCUCUGGAACCACCUACAAACACACAGGAAAGACGUACACAACCAGCGUAGCCUGAAGACGAUGGUCCACAAGCGGGCCAAGAUCCUCAAGUACCUCGAACGACUCGACUCGCAGCGGUUCGAUGCUGUCCUGCCUCGACUGGGCAUAGACCCGCGCGCAAUAAGAGGGGAGAUCAUCGUCAGGUUCCACAAGACGCAAACGUAA